GCUAGCCUUAGGGGCGUUGCGCAUGUUUUUGUGCCGCCUCGCUGUUUUCGUGUUGAUUUCGCAGCUGGCUCACACUGGUGACGUUGCAGAGGCGUGUGGAACCUGGGUGGCACCGUUUGAAAAGGCGGAAGAGACAAGCGGUGCGGACUUGGUUUGCCAGGAUCUCUACACAGCCAUUAGGCAAAAGGCGGAGGAGGAGGAUUCGCAGUUUGUUGCCGGCACUACAGUGCGAAGUCGCAGCAAAUCUCGGAAGUACAACAAAGCAGAAGCAACCGGAGAACAAGAACAGCAGGCCACAUGGCAAGUGUUCCAGGAGAAAGUCCCCUGGGUACAGUCCACGCCUGCCAGAGCAACAUCGUACAGAACCGAUGUGACUUCGGAUGCCAAGGACAAAGACUUACAGCUGCCGCCACAGCCAGUCUUACCACCUCCGCCCAUGCCCUUAAUGGAAAGGGAAGGAGGCGAUGCUUUGACUACGGAAGAGAUCAAGGUGCUAGAACACCUACGUGGGUUGAAGGGCAUGAAUAUUGCUUUGCCCGAGGAAAUGGCACAGCAGUUAGCCGAUUUGACCAUCAAAGAACAAAGAAUGGCCACGGCCAAAGCCCUCACACAUGGACACAUCAACAAGUUCCACAAGGUGAAAGGGCAAGUGGCUGGGGCAGCCAAACGCAUUCGAGAGCUCGAUGCAGAGUGGAAUGCUUUCAUGAAUCGUACAAUGGAGCGUGUCAAAGAACAUGGUCUCCUGUAUCAGAAAUGUCGUGCCGACAUGAUGGAAACAUACAACCAGAAGCUGAAGGAGCUACAGACCUUGAAGGAGGAGGUCUCAAUUGCCUCCAGGAGUCUGGUGGAUCAACACACUGGGGAUUUCGACAUGGACGAGAUGCCAGGAGUUGCAGAUCAGAUGAUGAAACUGCAAAAUGCGCUGGCGGAAAAUGGGACAGUCGAUCUUACAGGAGAUCAAAUGGAAGACCAGUUGGAGGACGAAGAACUGGUUGCAGCAAACAUGGAUCAGGGGGAGGAAGAGGUCAAGAAGGAUCUCCCUUCUGCACUGAGACCAUUCAGAUCGGCAGCAUCUCCGCAGCAAGUGGCCAAGACACACUUGAAAGCAAAGCAAGAGAAACAUCAGAAAGACAAGGACAAAGAGGUCAGGCAGAAAGGGGAUCAGUGA
Molecule: messenger RNA, 1168 nt
Organism: Cladocopium goreaui
Lineage: Eukaryota; Dinophyceae; Suessiales; Symbiodiniaceae
Source: the annotation of a GenBank genome assembly